UAUUGCAGGCCCCUCGAGAGCGUAGUCUCGGCGAGUUCUGCCUUCAGAUUUCGCCGUGCUGCUUGGAAACGACGAGCGUGCAGCGAUGGGACUUGUGACGGCGCUUGUACGGCGGUUCGCUGUUCGGGCGUGUAGCCACCUCGCCGGUGCCGCAAACCCACCGCUGCGGCAGGUCACGCUGGGACAAGCCGUUACUGAAGCGGCCGAGAAAUGGGCCCACCGAACAGCCGUACACUUCCCUGCUGAGAACGUCUCGCUCAGCUAUGGAGAGUUCCACGAACAGGUGGAGCGUGUUGCCCAGGGCCUGCUUUUCUUCGAUCUGGAGCCGGGAUCUCGGGUAGGCAUCCUGGCGCCUACUUGCCACCGAUACAUCGUGUGCCAGUUCGCCGCGGCCAAGGCUGGACUCACAUUGGUUCCUAUAAACGACAGGUGCCACGCCCACGAACUAGACUCGGCGUUGAAAAGGACUUCGUGCAAUGUACUUCUCGUUGGCCGAGGUUUCAAGAAGAACGACUACGCGCAGUGGGCUCGGGACCUGGCUGGGAAAAAUCGAGCGCCGCUUUCCCUAGAGAAGUACCCUGCCCUCAAGUACAUCAUCUCGUUGGACAAUGCAGCUGAUGACAGGGGCGUGAUAUCUUUUUCGGAGCUGCUCUCCUUGGGUCAGGGCCGAACGUGGCGGCUGAGAAGCGUUAGUCCAGACCUUCACUCGGUGGCCACUAUGCUCCACUCUUCGGGGUCCACGGGCACGCCGAAAAUCAUUCCGUUGAGCCACUUCAACUUGGUGAACGCGGUGCACUUGUUCCGCCACACCACAGGUUUUGAAGCCGAGCGGAGCGUGAUGUGCUGCGUCAUGCCGUUGUACCACGCCUUCGGACACGUCGACUUCUCCAUCUGCGGCAUAGUGGAGGGUAUGACCACCGUGUAUCUGGCACCCGGGACCGCUGCCGCUCGCAUCCUGGCAUGCAUUGAGCAAUACAGAUGUACUACUAUACAGGGAACACCCACUGUCUACCACGACUUGCUCCACUGCCCGGAACUCAGGAGCCGGAGUAUCAGCACCCUGUGCGAAGGGCUCAUCGGAGCAACGAGUUUACAGCGGCCGGCCCUGGACCACAUCGUUGAGAAACUCCGUAUUCGCCGCCUGGUGAUGGCGUAUGGCCUGACAGAGACGGCCGGCCCCGUCGCAGUCGGCCAAUACGACGAAGACGGUUACCGGCCGCUCCCACACACCGAGUUCCACUUGCGCGGGAAUGAGCUUCACGUGCGCGGACCCACGGUGUUCGCCGGCUACUGGGAUCAGCACGACUCAGGCCUCCUGCCUGAUGGCUGGCUGCCCACAGGGGACCAGGCGACAUUGACGGAAACAGGCUUGCUGUCUAUCCGUGGCCGUAUCAAGGACUUGGUCAUCAAAGGCGGUGUCAACAUCAGUCCCGAGGAAAUAGAGAUUGCGCUAACUGAGCACGAGUCCGUGGAAGAGGCUAGCGUAGUAGGUGUACCCGACGAGCGGCUGGGUGAGGAGCUGUGCGCCUGGGUGCGGCUGGCGCCUGGCGUGGCAGACAGCACCACUGAGCAGCAGCUGCGCGACCACUGCAAGCGCAGGGUGAACAGCCUCAAGGUGCCGAAGUACAUCGAGAUUGUAGAAGACUUUCCGCGGACCAGCGUGGGAAAGAUCUCCAAGCCGGACAUACGGAGUGCCAUGGCACGCAAGCUGGGCUUGCAGUCCUAAGCCCUGACCACACUGCAUUCUGCGUGACGUAACCAGGAAAAUCAACCAGUUGUACCACAGCUUACCUGAGCUAUUUCAGUAUUGCUACACUCAUUAUCGGUAACCGGGCCAUGCUAUACUGGGUGGUUGUGCUGCUACUCAGACUACCCAAAUACCGCAAUAGCUUUUGUGGUAGUUUUCCAAAAGCUAGAAAAAGAAAAUGGUUGUUCAGCUGCAAACGUGAAUAAAAAAAUAACGCGCUGUCGCACACACAACACAGAAUAAUGACACUUAACUUUUAAAAUUCAACAGAAAAAGGAGUACUCUGCCUUUUCUAAAAUAUGUGCAUUUUUCUAUGUUACGUACCAGGCAUAAUUAAGGAGCCUGGGACGUGACCGACACGUCUGUACAUUAUCUAUGGGCCCCAUUCAGACUCCAAGAGCGACUUCUCUGUUGGGCUGCUUUCUUAUGCAUCUUGUUCAAUAUGCAUCUACCUGCAACCCGCGCAUGCAUAGCGUGUUAAACUGAAUUAUACAUAACUAAUACCCGUGUCACACGGGCGUUUGGAAGGCCUUCGAACCGAUAGUCAGUUGACUCAAAGGUCAAGUUCGAGCUGCUACAAGGGCGAUUUCGACGGCCGUCGAGUCAAUAGUCUAUCGAGUCAACGGAGCACUCUACAACUCUAUCGAAAUCUCGAUGGCCUUUGAGCAACGGAAGCGGAAACAGCGCGAACAUGCCCUCUCGUUCACAGUGUGCUCGUAGUCACGGUUAGAAAGAACAAAUGAAACCAAAAUGUUCUAAAAAUACGAUAUAUGAGUGUUACUAAUUAUUCAAUAAAGUAUUUUUGCCACUUGAUAUAUGCGAACUGCACAUACUCUCGACAACAGCGACGUGCUUGUGUUCAUUCCUUCUUCCAUGUUGUCUAGUACACUCUCCCUCUACUCCAUGUGCUGCCGGCAGCAAUCAUAUCGCCGCCAUUUUGCUCUCUGCAUUCUUCUUUUUUGCAUGUGUACUUUAUUGCGUUUUGCUUUAUCAUUUCCGCGUGUUUAGUUCAUCUUGUACUUUUUUUAAUAAUUAACGUAAUAAUUUGUGUACGCCUUUUUUUUCUCAUCUGCGAAGUGAAUUAGUGUUUUUUUCAGGCGAGUGACUUUUUUUGUUUGUGUGUGUGUGACAUGGAGCACGGCCAGCCCCAGAAGAAAAAAAAAAGUCGCGCCAUCGCAGACGCGGCAGCUGUGGGGAGAGUGGGAAACAGCGCUCCUAAUAGAUAUGUGGGAGGACCGCCUGAUGGACUUACGCCGACAGAAGCGUAAUAGCGGAAUUUACGACGAGAUCGCCGCGGCCUUGCGACAGGAGGGCUUUGAAAGAACGCGCGUUCAAGUGCAGCACAAGAUCGAAAAUCUUGCACAGACUUAUCGGUAAGUGGCUUUCGUAAAUUUGUCCGCUGACCUUACGAUUAACCGUUUGAGUCUCACCAGGGCUUGGCCGUGGGAGAGAGAGGUGCUUAUUGAGAAAAAAAUGAACAGGUGGAUCUUCGCAGAAAUUGAUUUGUCGUGGAAUUUUUUGUUCCGCCACCCCAUGACACUUUUAAUGAGCUGUAAACUCGGCCUCGAACGAGCAUAACUUCAAGAAUAUUGGUUGCGCAUGACGCAGUUGGUUAGUGUCUAAACUCAAGGCAAUUGACUAAUGUGACUUUAAGGGUUCCGAUGCGGAAAAUUACAACGCAGCACACAGUGCGAAAGUUAUAGUCGCGUGACGUGGAUUUCAAAAAACAGUUUGGCUACACAAGACUGUCUGGUGUUCCUGUUCCACUUUUCCCUCAGUUCGGCGAAUUUGAUCAGUAUAUUUUCUUAUCUGUGCCCGCCGAUGCCUCUUUAUUGUUAAUCAAACCUUCUCGUUUAUAACAUUCCAGGUUUUGGCUAAAAAUCAGAAAACAGGUGCUGGCGCCAUUCCUUGGGCACAUUUCUGGCGUAUUCACAGUUUCCUGGGGACAUUCCCGGUCAAUGAUCCAUCAAGGGCUCAAAAGAGCUAAGUGACUGUUGAAGAGGUCAUCAUGGAAAUGGUAAACGGCAGCGAAAGUGCUGCCGUCGACAUUGACAAUGGGCUGCAGUGGGAGGACAGUGCGCCCAUAAGACCCCUGGACAGCCCAGGACUGAACUCCCUGCCCACGUGCAGCCCAGCCUCCAGCAGUCCGGCCUCUCCCAGUCCGGCCUCUCCCAGCCUGGCCUCU
Dermacentor silvarum is the source of this 3932-nucleotide messenger RNA. Its product is annotated as medium-chain acyl-CoA ligase ACSF2, mitochondrial. The transcript is spliced from 15 exons. The record is from RefSeq and is a predicted model, not a curated record. Gene Ontology annotation, molecular function: medium-chain fatty acid-CoA ligase activity. Gene Ontology annotation, biological process: fatty acid metabolic process. Lineage: Eukaryota; Metazoa; Arthropoda; Arachnida; Ixodida; Ixodidae. The coding region runs from base 86 to 1726 and encodes 546 amino acids.